This is a messenger RNA of Manis javanica (Malayan pangolin), 6539 nucleotides long. Lineage: Eukaryota; Metazoa; Chordata; Mammalia; Pholidota; Manidae. The record is from RefSeq and is a predicted model, not a curated record.
AUGAGGCCGCCAAUCCUGUUCACCGCCCUCCUCCGGCUCCAGGGCUUCUUGGCACAGGAAGAUAAGUGCCACUCCGUGGAAGGUGGCCCAGCCGGCAGAGUGGGGGGACCACCUCUGAAAGUGAAUGUCAGCAGCCAGGGGAGGCCUACUAGCCUCUUUCUGAGCUGGGCAGCCCCAGCACCGGGCAGCUUCAGCCAUGCCCUCUGCCUCGCCUGUCUGAGCCCUCCAGAAGGGCAGCAGCUACAGGCCCACACCAACACGUCCAGCUUUGAGUUCCAGCACCUGGUGCUAGGAAGCCACUACUUGCUGGAAGUGACUGCCCUGCGACCCUGUGGGCAAAAGGCCACCGUCAUCGUCACUGCCCACACUGCCCCGUCGACUGUCUCUGACCUGCAGCUCUGCAGUCCUGGGAGCACAUCUUGCCUGGAGGCCUCAUGGGGUGCUGCCGCCGGGGAAAGUGGUGACCAACUCCUCCUCCACCUGGAGUCCCAGACAUUGGUACAUAAUACCUCCAUGCCCCCGGGUACCCUGUCCUACAACUUCAGUGGCCUUCUACCAGGUAGCGAGUAUGUUUUAAAGGUCACUAUCAGGACUGGCAACCUCCAUGUGGAGGGCCGCACCCACCAGUGGACAGCUCCUGUGCCUCCAGAUCAGCUGGUGCUGUGUGUCCUGGGCCCCACUGCCUUGUGAGCCUCUUGGAAUGGCUCUGAUGGGGCCACUUGGCUCCCCCUAGCACUCACAGACCUCCUAGGUGGCAGUCACAUGACUGCGGUGGUCCGAGGGGGGGCCUCCAAUCACACCUUCCCUCACCUCUCUCCAGACACCCCCUGUGAGCUGACCGUGAGUGUUACUGCCGGGCCGCAACGGGCAGUGGGGCUCAGUGCCACUGAGUGGACCUAUCGCUCUUCCCCACUGGACCUGGAGCUCACUCCCCUGCCCCCAGAACUCUGGGCAAGCUGGAGGGCAGGGCCUGGUGCCCGGGAUGGCUAGCUGCUCAGGCUGAGUGGGCCAGAGGAGAACCCCACUCUGAGCCCGGGGGCCCUUAGUGCCACAUUCCCAGGGUCCCUGCCUGCUGGACUCGGUGCUCUGGAGCUCAGGGUUCUGGCUGGGCCCAGGCCAGUGCCUGGCUGGCUGGUGGGGCUGGAGGCCACCAGGAGGCAGGCAGAGCUCUACACUGAGGAAUCCCCAGGCCUCCUUGGAGACAUCCCUGGGCCAGCUGGUGCCACCCAGGGCACUUUCCAUGGGCUGGUGCCUGGGGCCCCAUACCAGGAGGACACUGUCUCAUCUCUGGGAAGCACCACCCCGAGCACCACAGGCCAUAUGAGGCCCCUGACACCACAGUCACUGGAGGUCACCAGCAGGGGCAGCCUCACUGUUGGCUGGGCCCCAGCAUUGGGGCCGUGGGAAGGCUACAGGGUCAGCUGGCAUCAGGAGGGCAGCCAGAGGUCACCAGGCAGUCUUGUCGACUUGGGCCCAGAUAAUUCCAGCCUGAUGCUGAGGGGUCUAGUGCCCGGCUCCUGCUACGCCAUGUCAGGAUGGGCCUGUGCAGGGAACCUUAGCUCCAGUAUCCAGCGGGCCCAUGGCUGCACCCUGCCUGCUCCUCCUGCCAGCUUGAGCCUGGGCCUUGCUGCCCAGCCUCCUGCCCUGACGGCUUCCUGGAGUCCUCCUCCUGGGGACAGGGGUGGCUUCCAGAUGCAGCUUUUCUGCCUGAGGCCCCUGACUCUGGAAAGUGAGCAGAUUCUGGGUCCUGAGGUUCAGAACUUCUCCUGGGCCCAGCUGCUCCCAGGCGGCCAGUUCCUGGUGCAGUUAUGCACCAAUAACAGCGGCUGCACCAACGCCACGGGCUGGAUGUGCAGCUGGGCUGACUGGGGCACACACCAGCACAGGGUUGUUCCCCCAUCCUUAGAUCCCAUUCCCCCGACAGGGUCCCGGCCCUUCCGUAUCCUGGGAGGUGCCCAGGCGGGCACCAGCACUCCGGGAGCCGAAGAGGACAGCCCCAGCUUUUCUCUGACUCCGGGCACCCAGUACCAUGUGCAGCUUGUCUCCCAGGCUGGGCCCCUCCACGCUGCGCCGACCACUGCCUCUGGCUGGACUGCCCCACGCAUGCCCAGUGAGAUGCUGGUGUCCAUGCAGGCAGGCAGUGCGGUGAUCAGCCUGGCCUGGGCCAGUGGCCCUGUGGGGCAGGGGGCCUGCUGCGCCCGACUCUCAGAGGCAGGGCGCCUCUCCUGGGAGCAGCCUCUGGAGCUAGGCCAAGCCUGCCUGGUCCUGAGGGCCCUCACACCGGGGCACAACCUCUCCCUAUCUGUGCUGUACCAGGCGGGGCCACUCCACGUGGCCAUGCACCUGGUGGUGCUGCCCAACCUUGGAUUCCUGCACAUCGUGGAGAAUGUGCAGUGCUAGCCCGAAGCCACCCACCUGGCCCUGAACUGGGUGGUGCCCGCGGCUGUCGGCACCUGUCUGGUGGUGGCAGAGCAGCUGGCAGUGGGAGGGAGUGCUCACUGGGUCUUCCAGGCCCACACCUCUGGGGGUGCUCUCCUGUUGCCCGGCCUGGUGCCUGCCACCUCCUACCACCUCAGCCUCACUGUGCUGGGCAGGGAUGGUCUGUGGCGCCAGGCAGUCACCCUGGUGUGCGUCACUGUGGCAAAGGCCUGGCACCCCCCAGAGGUAGCUGCAGCCCCUGAGCUGGGGCCCGAGACGGGCAUGGGAGUGAUGAGCGCACAGGGCAUGUUUGGCAAGGAUGGGCAGGUCCAGUGGCACGGUGUGAUCGCCACCACCAGCAUGUCCCGUGACGCUCGGCCUCCCCAGGAAGCCAUCAACCACACGUGGUUUGGCCAAUGCUGCAGAGGACAUGACUCCUGCCUGGCCAUUGUGCUUCCCAGCCUCUUCUGCCCGGGGCCCUGGGCUGUGCUGAGAUCCUGCAUGGAGCCUAUGGGUACAGAGGACUGUGGCCAGACCCAGGAGAUGUGUCAGGGGCUGCUCAAGCCAGGUUCCCAGUAUCGGUUCAGGGCUGUGGGCUUUGCCAGGUACAGCCCUCCUGAGACUGUUAUCUGCUUCUCAGGCUUCUCAGGGCAUCAGUCUCAAAUCCAGGAGAGGUUGGCGGGCAGUGGGACACGGCUGUUACGCCCCUUCCUUCCCUUGCCCUCCAUAGAGCCCCGGGCCCGUGUCUCCCAGGCAGCUAUGCCCCUCGCAGCAGUGGUGGGCCUUGUGGUGGCCUGUGUCCUCACUAUCUGUGCUGUGCUGGGCCUGCUGUACUGGGGAUGCGUGAAGGGGCAGAGAGUGGAGAAGAAUCGGUUUUCCCAGGAGCUGACCGCUUACAACCUGUGGACCCACCGGCCAAUCCCCAUUCAUAACUCGCAGCAGAGCUUCAAGGGCAAGACUGCACAUGCUCACCAGGCUUGCUUUCAGGAGUUUGGGGAGUUGAAGGAGGUGGGCAAGGAGCAGUCCAGACUAGAGGCUGAGCACCCUGCCAAUGCCACCAAGAACCGUUACCCACAUGUGCUGCCCUAUGACCACUCUCGGGUCGGCUGAGCCGUCUGGAGGAAAAGCCCCCUCUGACCAGUUAGUGCCAGCUUCAUCCCAGGGUAUGCCCACCCAUAGGACUUCACUGCUACCCAGGGGCCUCUCGAGGAAACCCUGGAGGACUUCUGGCGGCAGGUGUGGGAGCAGCAGGUCCACAUAACCGUCAUGCUGACAGUGGGCGUGGAGAACGGGAGGGUGCUGUGUGAGCAUUAGUGGCCAGCCGACCCCACCCCUGUCACCUGUGGUCACAUCACUGUCCACCUCCUGGCCGAGCAGGCCGAAGAUGAGCGGACCCAGCUGCCGCACAUGCACUGCCCCGCAGCAAUGGCGAGGGUGACGCCGCUGCAGUUCACCACCUGGCCUGACCGUAGCAUCCCUGAGGCCCCCAGCUCCCUGCUCACCUUUGGGGACCUGCACGGGAGCAGCCCGCGAACCACCCAGGGUGCUGGACCCAUCCUGGUGCACUGCAGGCGAGGGCAGGGGCUGGGCGUGGGCUGCACGGGCACCUCUGUGGCCCUGUUGAGGCUCCUGCAGCAGCUGGAGGAGGGGGAGAUGGCGGGCGUGUUCAGUGCCAUGUAUGUGUUGCAGCUACACCAGCCUCUCACGAUCCGCUCCACCUCCCCCUGCCAGAGCUGAUGCAUCUUCCUGCACAGCUGCCGCCUGAACAAGAUUCUGGAAGGGCCCGCUGGCACCUCUGAGUCCCAGCCCACCUCUGUGAUGAUUGCACAGGUGUGCGCCGUGCCGGCAGCCCAUACCAACGCUGGCGUCUUGCAGGAGUACGAGCUCCUGCUCCGGGCCAUCAGGGAGGAGGCUGGCUGUCCGGCGCCCUCUCCCAGCUGUGAGCAGGACAGCGCGGUCUCCUUUCCUGGGCCCAGGCCAGCAUUUCUGGGUGCCCCAGAGCUGAGAUGGGUGGGGGGCACCCUUGGUCCCCAAGAGCCAGCAAGCUUCGCUCUGCAGGCCUGGCCUUCUGGCCACAACCACGUAGUGCUGGCUGGACCCAUUGGGCCAAAGGAGCCCUGGGAGCUGCAGCGCAGCAGACUGGUCCUGUACCUCCUCAGGGUUACACAUGUAGGUGUUGAGGCCACAGGGUGUGGGAUGGUAGGCUGUGCUAGCACCCCUUGGCCCUCCCCCGCCCCCAAGCACCAAUGCCAGGGUCUCUGCCCCCAGGGGGACAGUGGGCAGGAGGGGCAGAUGCAGCGACUGCAGUUUCCGUGCUGGGAGCUGGGACGUGAGCUGCCCGCUGCCACCCUGCUGCCCUUCCUGGCUGCUGUGGCCCAGGGCUGCUCCCAGGACACAGAGAAGCCAGGCACACUGCUUGGCCUCUGCAGCAAGGGUGUGGCCCAGCUGGGCACCUCUGCUAUGGAUCAGCUGCUGCAGCGGGCAGAGGCUGAGUGUACUGCGGAUGUAUUUAACGUGGCCUUGCAGCAGUCACAGGCCUAUGGCCUCAUGACCCCACGCUGGUGAGAAGCAACCAAGGGGUUCAGCCAUGGUAAGAGGCAUGGAAAUGGGGAAGGUUCAGUGCUGGCGCCAGGCCUCUAGGGGGCACUAUCCGGGCAGCCAUCAGGUGGCCCUGGGGACCACGAUGCUCUCAGAAGGAACCUGGGGCAUGGGAGAUGCCAGAGCUUUUCUCCCUCAAGUCUGGGCAGGUAGGGUAAGGGUCCUUACCCUGUGUCUCCCCCAGGAGCAGUAUAAUCUACCUCUGCAGCUGUCUGAACAGUGCGCCCGUGGGCGGGCUGCCCUGAGUCAGCCCUAGUCACUGCUGUGCGGGAGCAGCAGAGGCUGGGCCAGCUGGGCAGGGGCCAUCAGCCCCAGCAAGCCGGCUCGGGCCUGCAUUCUCUGGGAGGGCAGCCUGCACGCUGGGCUCUGCACUGUUAAGGGACAAGUAGGGGGACAAAGAACGUGGUCAAGCUUGAGGCUGAGUGUGCUCUGUCCACCUUUCAGGGAGAAAGAAAUGGCCUCCAAGACUUGUGGGAUGUGGGGCCCAGCCUCAGGGCCUGGUGGGCAAACGUGAGCAGGGCUGGAGCCUGGCUGAGCUGGCUGACCUGCAGGCUGUGGCUUUCCCCUGGAGCAUCCCCCUACCUCCUCAUCCUCCAGUCUCCCAGUUUCUUCAGACUUUCGGCUGUAGUGUUUUGGGGUACAAACAGUGGAGCCGCAGGAGGUGCAAACAGGCAGGGCAAUGGAGCCAAAGCGAUGGGUCUCCAGGCUUCUGCUGACACUCUAGAGGACCAUGGGAAGAAAGGGCAAGAAUGGGAAACAGCCUCGUAUGUCUGUACUUGGGGCUUGGCUCAGCAUGGGAGAGACCAGAGAAAGCAAACCCUACACGAAGAAAACACAGCCAGCCUCGUCUGGUCUAAAAGAGAAUAGUGACUUGACCCCAGCGUCACCACCAUCUGCCCAGGGGAGAGGCGCUGGGGGUGGAUUCCAGCCUCAGGGAGAUCGAACUGCAGUUGCAGAGCUGGCCUCCAGGUGGCGCCAGUCUGCCGACUUUCAGGUCAGGCCGGCUCUGACUACCCGCUCGCUGGGUGGCGUCCUGAGCCCAGCUGCAAAGCCAGGUCCUGGGAGCAAGGGUCCGGGGUGAUCCUUAGACGUGACGGAGGCUGCAUGCAAAGUACACUCAGUGGGUGGAAAUGUGCACCCGCUUCUUUGGUGACAGGGCAUGGCUGCCUUGUGAGAAGACCCCUCCCCACUGCCCACUCCCAUCCCAGCUUGUAGCCAAAUGCUUUACAGCCCGACCCCUUUCAGGACAACCUCCUGAGACCCCCAGAAGACAGAGUGACAGAACCGACCCAGUUCUGGGGCUGGCCGCCAUCAGUGGGGAGAGACCCUAAACAAAUAGCCUCCCUCUUGGACCGCAGUUUCCUCCUGUGAAAAAUGUGGUAGAGGGGUUGGGGGGCUAUGGGAAUUCUUAAGGUUGUUUCCAGAGGGCCUCCCCCGAGUCCGCUAUGAUCCCGUCGCUGCCCCUGUAGGCAAGCGGGUCCCCAGUGCAGAAGCCUAGUCCGUGGGACAUCGUUUCUGAGCAA